AAUCUGGUAGCUUCAUCUUGAUACUCAUUUUCGUUUCACACUUUGGAUAGUGGAUAAACUACUUGCAAAAAUCAUUGUCUUGGGAAAGGAAAAUUUGAUCAACCAAUUGCACAAAUUAUCUUGGGUCGUUGGAUUUCUCUUUGAUACAUUGUGUGUUCAAGAUACAAUAUUUGGUUAGAAAACUUAGCCAUUGCAAUUCUUUCUGCCUUAUACAUGUAUCUGUUUUCUUGUUUCUCGAAUCCCAGUUGAGGUGUUUAUUUAAGUUUAAGCAGCAGCUUAGCAGUUGGAAGUUAGUGCAGCAGAAAAGAGGAAAUUUUAGAUCAAAUCUUCAUACAACUACAGCAGAAUAAACUUCAGUGGUUUUCCUGCUAAUGGAUUAUCUAUCGAACAGGAAACUUGCAGCAGGGAUUUUGUUUCAACUCUUAGCCCUUUUUGUUCGGUUGAAGACCUGCUUCUGUGAAGUUGCUCCUCCUGCUAAUUUUGUUUUUGGAGAUUCCUUGGUUGAUGUUGGCAACAACAACUACAUCGUGUCUCUCUCAAAAGCUAAUUUUGUACCAAAUGGCAUCGACUUUGGUAAGCCAACAGGAAGAUACACAAAUGGAAGAACAAUAGUUGAUAUUUUAGGAGAGGAAGUAGGAAUCAAAGGCUUUACUCCUCCAUUCUUGGCGCCGACAACAGCUGGUCCGGUGGUUCUGCAGGGUGUUAAUUAUGCUUCUGGUGGAGGGGGGAUUCUGAAUCACACUGGAAAGAUUUUUGUCGGUAGAAUCAACUUUGAUGCUCAACUAGACAACUUUGCCAAUACCAAUGAGUACAUAAUUUCAACAAUAGGUGCUCCCAUGACAAUGAAAUUGCUUCAAAAUGCACUCUUCUCAGUAACAAUGGGAUCAAAUGACUUCAUUAACAACUAUUUGGUGCCCGUUGUCUCAAAAGUUCAGCAAAAUUUGGUCUCUCCAGAAUCCUUCGUAGCAGAUUUGAUUACAAGAUAUAGAACUCAACUUACGAGGCUCUACAACAUGGGUGCUAGAAAGAUCGUUGUAGUUAAUGUAGGACCUAUUGGAUGCAUCCCAUAUCAGAGGGCAAUAAAUCCAUCUUCUGGAAAAGGCUGUGUUGCCUUCCCUAAUCAGCUAGCUCAGUUGUUCAAUAGCCAGUUGAGGGAUCUAGUAACAGAGCUUCGUUCUAAUCUGAAGGGAUCAAAAUUCAUUUAUGCAGAUGCCUAUCGCAUUGUAGAUGAUUUGAUCCAGAACUACAUCUCCUAUGGGUUCGGGAAUGCAGAUUCAGCUUGCUGCUACGUUGCUGGGAGAUUUGGGGGCCUAAUUCCAUGCGGUCCAACAUCUAAAAUUUGUGCAGACAGAUCGAAGUAUGUGUUCUGGGAUCCAUAUCAUCCAACAGAUGCUGCUAACAACUUUAUAGCUAAGCGUCUGCUUGACGGUGGCUCUGGGGACGUUUGGCCGAUGAACAUUAGACAAUUAAUUUCAUCAAAUUGACUACAUCUUCAGAAUGUUGAAUUGCAUUCGAAGGAUGAUGCAUUUUUUUUCCUUUUC
Molecule: messenger RNA, 1541 nt
Organism: Coffea arabica (coffee)
Lineage: Eukaryota; Viridiplantae; Streptophyta; Magnoliopsida; Gentianales; Rubiaceae
Product: GDSL esterase/lipase At4g16230-like
Molecular function (GO): hydrolase activity, acting on ester bonds
Source: RefSeq, a predicted model, not a curated record